Messenger RNA from Lactuca sativa (garden lettuce), 1833 nucleotides. Its product is annotated as protein JINGUBANG. NCBI's taxonomy places the organism in Eukaryota, Viridiplantae, Streptophyta, Magnoliopsida, Asterales, Asteraceae. Gene Ontology annotation, molecular function: protein binding. The record is from RefSeq and is a predicted model, not a curated record.
UAUGACUAUUAAGUAUUAACACUCUCUUUAUCUUUCUAUAUAAAUAAUAAAUAUACUUCCAUCAUCAUCAGCAGCAGCAAAACAUACACUAUCAUAAACUGUUUCAGCUUCCUUCGUUCUAUCUAUUCAACUUAAACUACAUGACGAAGGAAAUGGCUGGAAAAACCUUCUUUUCGAAGAAAAACAAAGUCCGAAAUAAACUCGCCAUUCUCCUUCACAGCUCAGAACCAAACGUUUUCAUCACCACCCACCAGCAACCAGAAAACUCCGAAAUCAGUUUUAAUCACCGGAGUAGCAAUGCCUCAUUACCUAGCCCUGUCAUGUCUUCAUGUUCUUCACCAGCCUCCUUCAUGUCUCCAAUCAACCAUAUACCAUCACCCUACUCCGAAUCUCCUUGGACUCUUCCUCAUGAUAGCAAUGGAGAAGAUGGUAUAAUCUACAACACUGGCUUGAUAGGGUCUUUGAUACGUGAAGAGGGUCAUAUUUAUUCGUUAGCAUCGUCCGGGGAUAUGCUGUACACAGGUUCGGAUUCUAAGAACAUUAGAGUGUGGAAGAAUUUGAUGGAGUUUUCAGGUUUCAAAUCGAGUAGUGGAUUAGUGAAAGCAAUCGUCGUUUUUGGUAAUCGGAUAUUUACGGGCCACGAGGACGGGAAGAUUCGUGUUUGGAAGUAUUCAGAUAAGAAGAAAAAAGCUUACAAACGGAUCGGUAAUUUACCCUCGACAAAAGAUUACAUCAAGAGCUCUAUGAACCCUAAUAAUUACAUUGAAGCAAGACGACACCGUAACCUUCCAUGGAUCAAGCAUUAUGAUGUUGUUUCUUGCAUGUGUUUGGAUGAAGAAACAGGGUUGCUGUAUUCUGGAUCCUGGGAUAGAACAAUUAAAGUUUGGAGGCUUUCAGAUUCGAAAUGUUUAGAAUCUAUAAACGCUCAUGACGACGCCAUUAAUUCCGUCGUAGCUGGGUUUGACGGUUUGGUUAUUACCGGGUCCGCUGACGGGACGGUGAAGGUGUGGCGGAGGGAGUUCAUCGGGAAGACCAAAAAACACCUUUUCGCUUACACUCUUUUGGAUCAAGACAGCGCUGUCACGUCUGUGGUGGUGAACGCCUCUCAGGCCACCGUGUACGCGGGAUCCUCCGAUGGACUGGUGAACUUUUGGGUACGCAAGAAGCAAUCGUUGUCACAUGGCGGAGUUCUGAGGGGUCACAAGCUUGCAGUGCUUUGUCUUGCGACUGCCGGAAGCUUGUUGUUGAGUGGGUCGGCGGACAACAGCAUCUGUGUGUGGCGGAGUGAAGGUAGCGGCGUCCACACUUGUUUGUCGGUCUUGAAUAGUCACACUGGUCCGGUGAAAUGUCUCGCCGUUCAAGAUCGGAAUGAGGAUUAUGAUGAUGAUGAUGAUGAUCGGAAAGAUGAAGAAUGGAUAGUUUAUAGUGGCAGUUUGGAUAACUCGUUGAAGCUUUGGCGAGUGUCGGAAAUUCUAGCCUGAAAAGUGUUACUAUUCAUAGUUAAAACCAAUCUAGAUUGCCACCACGUGCCGCCUUCUGGAAGUAGAGAUCCAUGAUGGCACGCUAACUGCAAGAAAUCUUGAGUUUUUAUCGAUUGAAAUGACGAACAUCACAAUUUGUCAUUGGGGAGAAGACUGAAUGGAGAAAAUGUUUGAUCAGAUGUAUAUGGUAGCCUAUAAAUGGUGUUGAAGAUCGAUCACCACCAUUGUGUGUAUCUAUAUAGAGACACAUUGUAUGUAUCUGUAUCUCUAUAGUCAGCAACAUAGAUCCAAGAAAUUGGAGAACUGCUUAUUAAAAUGAUCUACUUGUGUGUUUCGGGAUUUUUUUUUUCUC